AUGUCCGGACCGAGCAGUAGCACGGUGUGGCGGAGCUGCUCUAGGGGUGCCAUCAGUAAUCGUCCCUUUUACGAAUUUGGUACAGCAAGAAUGAAGCUCGAGAUUUGUUCCUUCUCUGGUCACAAGAUUUACCCUUCCAAGGGUAAGACCUACGUCCGUAUCGAUAGCAGACAUUUCCGUUUCAUCAGUGGUAAGGCUGCUUCUUACUUCAUUCAACGUUUGAACCCCCGUAAGAUCAAGUGGACUGUCAUCUACCGUCGUUUGAAUAAGAAGGGUAUGACUGAGGAAGCUGCCAAGAAGCGUUCUCGCCGUACCGUCAAGCACGAGCGUGCUGUUGUUGGUGCCUCUUGGGAUGCCAUCCGUGCCAAGCGUAACCAAAAGCCCGAUGCCCGUGCUGCCGCUCGUCAAGCCGCUAUCUCCAAGUCCAAGGACGCCAAGAAGGCUGCUGCUGCUGCCAAGAAGGCUGCUAACCCUGCCGGUUCUCAAGCCAAGGUCAGCAAGCAAGGUGCUAAGGGUUUCGCUCCCAAGGCCGCUGCUACUUCUCGUUAA
Messenger RNA from Mucor mucedo, 549 nucleotides. Its product is annotated as ribosomal protein L24e-domain-containing protein. Bases 1 to 549 code for a protein of 182 amino acids. Gene Ontology annotation, cellular component: cytosolic large ribosomal subunit. The transcript is spliced from 6 exons. The record is from RefSeq and is a predicted model, not a curated record. Gene Ontology annotation, molecular function: mRNA binding; structural constituent of ribosome. Gene Ontology annotation, biological process: cytoplasmic translation. NCBI's taxonomy places the organism in Eukaryota, Fungi, Mucoromycota, Mucoromycetes, Mucorales, Mucoraceae.